This is a messenger RNA of Sphenostylis stenocarpa, 1596 nucleotides long. The record is from the annotation of a GenBank genome assembly. NCBI's taxonomy places the organism in Eukaryota, Viridiplantae, Streptophyta, Magnoliopsida, Fabales, Fabaceae.
AUGAACGCGCCUUCUCCAAACCUGCUUGGUUCUUUGCUGGAGUCAGCUGUUUCAACCCACUCUUCCCUGCUUGGCCGGGCCGUCCACGCGCUCAUUCUCAGAAUCCAUGACACCCCUCUCCCCUCCUUCCUCUGCAACCAUCUGGUCAACAUGUACUCCAAACUUGACCGCCUCAACUCAGCUCAACUCAUUCUCUCACUCACCAACCCCCGCACCGUCGUCACCUGGACCUCUCUCAUCUCCGGCUGCGUUCACAACCGUCGUUUCACCUCCGCGCUCCAUCACUUUUCUGACAUGCGCCGCGAGUCUGUUCUCCCCAACGACUUCACUUUUCCCUGCGUCUUCAAAGCCUCGGCUUCAUUGCACAUGCCCUUCGCAGGAAAACAGCUUCACGCCCUCGCCCUAAAGGGUGGCAAUAUAUUGGACGUGUUUGUGGGGUGUAGCGCCUUUGACAUGUACAGCAAAACCGGCCUUAGAGCAGAGGCUCGCAACAUGUUCGACGAAAUGCCGCACAGAAACUUGGCCACGUGGAAUGCGUAUAUGUCCAAUGCAGUUCAGGAUGACCGGAGUUUGGAUGCUGUUGCUGCGUUUAAAAAGUUUCUUUGUGUGGGUGGAGAGCCAAAUGCGAUAACGUUUUGUGUGUUUCUCAAUGCGUGUGCUGACAUGGGGGGUUUGGAGCUCGGGAGUCAGUUACAUGGAUUUAUAGUUCGGAGCCGGUAUCGGGAGGAUGUUUCUGUUUCAAAUGGGCUUAUUAAUUUCUAUGGAAAAUGUGGGGACAUCGCGUCUACUGAAAUGGUUUUUAGUAGAAUUGGCAGUGGCAGGAGGAAUGUUGUUUCUUGGUGCUCUAUGCUUGCUGCUCUAGUGCAAAACCACGAGGAAGAGAGAGCAUGUAUGGUCUUCCUAAAGGCAAGGAAGGAAGUUGAGCCAACGGAUUUCAUGAUAUCGAGUGUACUCAGUGCAUGUGCUGAGCUUGGAGGGCUUGAAUUGGGCAGGUCAGUCCAUGCUCUUGCUGUUAAAGCAUGCGUUGAGGACAAUAUAUUUGUUGGGAGUGCACUUGUUGACUUGUAUGGAAAAUGCGGAGGUAUAGAGAACGCAGAGCAAGUAUUCAGAGAAAUGCCUGAGAGGAACCUAGUUACUUGGAAUGCAAUGAUAGGUGGAUAUGCACAUUUGGGCAAUGUUGACAUGGCAUUGAGUUUAUUUGUGGAGAUGACAUCGGGCACCUGUGGCAUAGCACCGAGUUAUGUUACACUAGUUUCCGUAUUGUCUGCGUGUAGUAGGGCAGGGGCAGUGGAGAGAGGCUUGCAGAUAUUUGAAUCCAUGAGAGGGAGAUAUGGAAUAGAACCGGGUGCUGAGCAUUAUGCAUGUGUUGUGGACCUUCUUGGGAGGUCUGGUUUAGUUGAUCGUGCAUAUGAAUUUAUUAAAAGAAUGCCAAUUCUUCCAACUAUAUCUGUGUGGGGAGCUCUACUUGGGGCUUGUAAGAUGCAUGGGAAAACAAAGUUGGGGAAAAUUGCAGCUGAAAAAUUAUUCCAGCUUGAUCCUGAUGACUCUGGCAACCAUGUAGUGUUUUCCAACAUGCUUGCAUCUGCUGGCAGGUAA